ACCGGAUGUCACACUACUGUUUUAUGCAUGGCAUAUGACGUUAAGCGAAGACAGUGACUGACGCAGCGUUAGCAAUUCAAGAAUAAAAACGAUUGCGCGUGGCGGCCAGGCACGCCUGGUUGAUGUUGAGUUGUUUGCUUGUACGUAAGCUAACGCGCGCUGUCUUUCUCAGCUAUAACCGACACACACCCAAAGAGCAGCGGAGAAGGGCAACAUUAUGGCGACGUUGGUACCAGAGUCGACCCGUCCUUCUCUUCCCCAACUCGGUUGUGCUCCAUCGAUCCAAACUCAUACUGUCAGCGCCAAUAUGCCUCCCAACAGGGGCUUGGAGCGAGCGCUGGAGGAGGCGGCCGCCAGCGGCAUACUCAACCUUAGCUCCAGAAAAUUAAAGGAGUAUCCCCGGACAGCCGCAAACCACGACCUGACGGACACAGUGGAAGCAGACCUGUCAAAGAACAGACUGGUUGAUGUCCCCUCAGAGGUCUGCCACCUUGUUGCCUUAGAGACACUAAACCUGUAUCACAACUGCAUCAGAACUGUCCCAGACAGCAUCAUCAGCCUGCAGUCACUCACCUCCUUAAAUCUCAGUCGUAACCAACUGGGCUGUCUUCCAGCCUGUCUGUGUGGUUUACCUCUGAGAGUCCUCAACACGAGCAACAACAAGCUGAUCAGCCUACCAGAGUCCAUUGGACAACUGCACAGCCUCAUGGAGCUAGACAUCAGCUGCAAUGAGAUCACAGCUCUUCCUCGCUACAUUGGCAAACUCAAAGCUUUGCGAGAAUUAAAUGUACGACGAAACCUUCUUUGCAUCCUGCCAGAUGACCUGGCUGACCUUCCUUUGGUGAAGUUUGACUUCUCCUGUAACAAGGUGUCGACCAUCCCAGUGUGUUACAGGAAGAUGAAACAGCUACAGUCCUUCCAGUUAGAAAACAACCCACUGCAGAGUCCACCUGCACAGAUCUGUAUAAAGGGUAAAGUUCACAUAUUCAAGUAUCUGAGCAUCGAAGCCUGUCGAAGUGAGAAGAUGCCCGACUCUCUGUACCUGCCUGUUAUGGAGCGACUGAGCCCAUCACAACCCACCAAUUGCAGCGUGGAGGACAUGGAGCAGCAGAAGAGGCAGGACAGUGACUCAGGAGUUGGCAGUGACAAUGGAGAGAAGAGGCUAUCUGCUACUGAGUACAGGGAUUCUGCAUGGAUCCACGACUCCAUUGUUUACACCAGAUAUCAGCUGUCCGACGUCCCCCGAGAGCUGAGGUGGAAGACACGGUGGUACUGUGCCGAGGCCGCGCGCCAAGCCAGGAGAAGAUGUUAUCGACCUGUCUUCCCUUCCGUCAUCAUAGGGAAUCCAUCAGAUGAAGACAGUUUGAGUCUUAACUUACCGAUGAUUCACGUCACAGAGGAGGAGGGACUUGGUAAAGACAACUCAAGUGAACACCUUAGCUCCCUGACAGCAGAUGCACAGUCUGACUCAGUUCAUCUGAUUGAGGAGAGCUCUCCGGAAGCCCCGAGGGACCAGUUUAACUACAGAGAUUCUACUCUUCGCGCUCGCUUUGUCCACUACAUCAAGGGUCAGACAGCAGCAGACUUGGACGAGCCUCUCAGGAUAGAGGAAGACUCACAUUGGCCAACAGAGCAAGUGUUGAAAGUGACUGGAGGGACAAAACUCCACAGUGACAUGAUCAAACAGCUGAAGGGAGCUGUGGAGCUGCUGCAAGAUCCCAGCAGUGGACAGGACAGCGAUGACAGUGUCACACCAAAGCAAGAUGACAGAUCAUCAGCCAGUAGAUCUCCAUCCUUCUACAGCCCUGUGUUUGGAUUGAAGCCCCGUUCAGUGUUUCUGUGGAGCCACAAGAGUAUGGAGUCUGUUGAUCCGCAGUUUACCAUAAGAAGAAAGAUGGAGCAACUGCGAGAGGAACUGGAGCUCAUGGAGCAACUGCGAGAUAGCAUCGAGAGCAGACUCAAGGUUGUACUUCCUGUGGACCUUGGAUCGUCUCUGAGGGAUGGCGUAUUGCUCUGCCAUCUGGUAAACCACAUUCGUCCACGAUCUGUUGCCAGCAUCCAUGUUCCCUCACCUGCAGUGCCCAAACUCAGCAUGGCCAAGUGUCGGAGAAAUGUGGAAAACUUCCUGGAUGCCUGCAGAAAAAUUGGUGUACAAGAAGACAAACUGUGUCUUCCUCACCACAUCCUGGAAGAGAAAGGCCUGGUGAAAGUGAGCAUCACAGUCCAGGCGCUGGUGAAUAAGGCCUUCUCAAAACACAACCUCCUCUAGGGACCAGGAGAGAAAAGGAUCAUCAUGCUAAAUUCAUUUCACAUGACGCUACAACACACCUCUGCAGUCAUUCUGCAUCCUCCUUGGUAAUAGUGUUUUUAUUAUAUUUAAGGAUAAAAGAUGGUGUUAAUGAGAAUUAAAACAGCCAGACUUGGAAUUGUUUAUAUAUUCUUGAGAGAGAGGACAGAGUAACUAACACACUAAUAACAGAUGGAAAUUCACCAUCUUUUGACAGGUUGAAAUUUUUUUUAAAUAUGUAUGUGUGUGUGUGUGUGUGUGUGUGUAUACACACACACACACACACAAUGGUAAAAACAGGUUAUUGAAACAAAAUCUAACAACAGUGGUGGGUAUACCACAAAAUAAACUGUCUCAAUAACUUGUCCUUCAGCAUCAACUACAGCUUGACAACAACGUCUCAUGCUGUUCCCAAGUUGACUUAUUGUCUGCUGAGGCAUGGCAUUCCACUCUUCUUGAAGGGGUGCCCUCAGGUCAUUGGUUCGGGGGUUCAGGGUUUUGACCCUCUACACAACACCUCUACCUGAGUCAGGUCUGGAGAAAGUACAGGCCACUCCAUUUGAGGUACCCCAGCCUCCACCAGCUGUUCCCUGAUGAGGCAACCUCGAUGAGCUGGGGCAUUGUCGUUCAUGAAGAUGAAAUCAGGCCUGUGUUGCUCAUACAGAACCACAAUGACUGGAUUAAUGAUGUUAUUCAGGUAGUAUCGGCUUGUCACAGUACCAGUCACAAGGUGUAGGGUAGUUCUUUGUUGACUAGACACACCUGCCCAGACUGCAACAUCACCCUCCAAUGGCUCGUCUGGUGACAACAGUGGCUGAUGCAUGGCUUUCUCCUUGACGUCUCCAACUGCGUUGGUGGCCAGGUGGUGUGGUCAGGUGGUGUGGUCAGGUACCCUAGCAUGCAGACCAUGCCAAGUAGGCAAUUUCGACUGGUCUGACGUGACACUCAGGUGCCUGGAGUUGAGUAGCAUUCAUCAUCCGGUUCCGCAGAGCACUGUUCACAAUGAAGCGGUCAUCAGCAUGGGAUGUGGCCCUAGGACAUCCACUUCUGUGCCUUUCUGUGACUCUUCCAGUCUCUCUGUGUCUCUGUUGCAACCUGCUGAUGACACUCUGCAGCACUCUAAGCUCAGCAGCAACUUCCCUCUGAGAACAUACAUACUGUUUGAAGCCUUGCUUCAAAUGGGGGCAGCUGUGACCUAGAGAUUGGAGAAGUGGUUUGUAAACAAAGGGUCACCGUUUCAAUUCCCCCCAGACUGGCAGGAAAAAAAAUCUGGGUGUGGUGGAGUGGUUAAUUAACCCCCCCACCCCCGUUCAUUAGCAGGCUGAUGUGCCCUUGAGCAAGGCCCUUAACCCCCAGUUGCUUCUCGGGCGCCUGACAAUGGCAGCCCACUUCUCCGGUGUACUUCUGCAUGUUGCAAAGAAGAAUUUCGGUGUAUGUAAAAAUAUACUGACAAGUAAAGUUUGAAAAAUGGCAAUGUAGUGUUAGGUGUCGCCUUGGUCUCAUGAUGUCAAAAUGUGAACAGCAUGAUGAAGAGGACUAGAAGUCCCAGGAUUUUUCUGCCUACCUUAAAGUCCCAGAGACUAGUCAUUUGGCGCAACUGCUUUCCCACACUACUCUAAUCACCCUUUUUGUUAUGGUAAUGAGGUCACUGCUAUCUGAACACUACAUAUCUGUAUAACUGUAUCUGCAAAUUAUCAUUGCCAACAUUUCCAUAACAAAAGGGAAUAUCCACGGGGGGGGGCUUUAGUCAUUUGGCUUUCUUGUGGGCAUUUUAGGUAGAAGAGCCAAAUGGCUCUUCUCUGGGACUUCUAGACGCUUGUUGUGAUUCUUGCAGUUAAUCACCAAGGGAGAAAGUUAUAGAACAGCAUGUUAUUCAUUAAGUACUGAAACACUGAACAGUUGGAUAUGUGCAUUCAAAAGUUUAGAGAAGGUUAAAUUAAGUUCACUCAUAAAGGUUAUAGUGCAUUUUAGGUGUAUUCUGAAAUUUCACCCGAAAGUGAAAUAUCCCUAAAUAAUUGUGAGUAGUACAUUAUGGCAUGCCGUUCAGGAAAUUAAUAUUUGAAUAUAUGGAAUGAAACUCUGAAUAUAUGGAAUGAAACUCUGAAUAUAUGGAAU
This is a messenger RNA of Scatophagus argus, 4402 nucleotides long. RefSeq names its product leucine-rich repeats and calponin homology (CH) domain containing 1 (gene lrch1). The record is from RefSeq and is a predicted model, not a curated record. The transcript has 18 exons. Lineage: Eukaryota; Metazoa; Chordata; Actinopteri; Scatophagidae. Bases 218 to 2269 code for a protein of 683 amino acids. Gene Ontology annotation, molecular function: protein binding.